Cryptomeria japonica (Japanese cedar) is the source of this 4729-nucleotide messenger RNA. RefSeq names its product protein NO VEIN. Lineage: Eukaryota; Viridiplantae; Streptophyta; Pinopsida; Cupressales; Cupressaceae. Bases 276 to 2618 code for a protein of 780 amino acids. The record is from RefSeq and is a predicted model, not a curated record. The transcript has 4 exons.
CGCUGCGUAGCCAGUGCCAAGAUGUUGCAGGCUGCUUGCCGGGUGGAAACGAAUAUGUAUGAUCCACUGUCGAUAGUACAGAAAUGACGGCGCAAGUUGCAAGUAAUAACUAUGCAGAUUGCCGUAUAGAAAUAGGUGCCCGAAUGGAGAUUGUCAUUUUCAUCGAGACUUCUGUUGUCAUAAAGAAACUACUGAGAAUUCUAUUCUAUCUGAAAGCAAGUGAAACUAGGCGCACUCUACUGCAAUUCUAUUCUAUCUGAAAAACAAGAAGAGAAAUGGCGACUCCCCGUGAGCAUAUUGAAGAGAUAAGAAGAAACAAAUUUUCCAUAGGUGGAGAGGAAAACCCACUUACAGAAGAUCUUCAUCAUGCUGCUAGAAAUCUCUCAGCAGAACUCUACACCAAGGAUGUCCAUUUUCUCAUGGAGCUCAUACAGAAUGCAGAAGACAAUGAGUAUGAACCUGGUGUUGAGCCAUCACUGGAAUUUGUGGUUACGAGCAGAGAUGUGACUGGUGUGGGUGCCUCUGCUACUCUGUUGGUGUUUAACAAUGAGAAGGGCUUCACUCCCCGAAACAUCGAAUCCCUCUGCAGUGUCGGACGAUCCACCAAGAAGGGUAAAAGACAGGGAGGUUACAUUGGAGAGAAAGGGAUUGGGUUCAAGAGUGUUUUCUUGGUCACAAACCAGCCGUAUAUUUUCAGCAACGGGUAUAAAAUUCGAUUCAAUGAAAUCCCUCCAUCUGAUUCUGGGGUCAAAAUUGGGUAUAUAGUUCCAGAGUGGAUCGACAAACCAAAUAUUGAAGAUCUCAAAAGGAUAUAUAGUAGCAAUAGCCAAAGCCAGGGUGAGUUCCCUAGUACUGUUAUAGUUCUCCCUUUACGCCCAGAGAAGGUGGAAGGAGUGAAGGACCAGCUUGCUAACAUUCAUCCAGAAGUCAUUCUGUUUAUGUCCAAAAUUAAAAGACUCUCCGUUCGUGAAGAUGGCCAAAAUCAGAAUCCCCGGGUGAAUGCAGUCUCUGUGUCCCAGGAAAUAGCAUUUCAGAAUGUGAAGAAAGAGGGAAGUGAAUCAUUUAUUCUCCAUCUAUCGGCAGAGGAAAAUGGGGAACCGAAUGGAGAAUGCAGUUAUUACAUGUGGAGGCAGCGAUUUCCAGUGAAAACGAACAAUCGGGUAGAGGAGAGAAAGGACAUUGACAAUUGGGUGAUAACACUUGCUUUUCCCCGGGAAGAUCGAGUUACCAGAGGCAACAGGGUAGGUGCUGAUAUUUAUGCCUUUCUUCCCACUGAAAUAGUCACUGGAUUGCCAUUCAUAAUUCAAGCAGAUUUUUUGUUGCCGUCCUCAAGAGAAAGCAUUCUUUGGGACAACAAGUGGAAUCAAGGGAUUCUAGACUGUAUUCCCUCAGCAUUUUGUGAAGCUUUUCUCUCUCUCUUGAAUAGUGUGACAGGUGCUCCUCCUUCUGCGAGGUCAUAUUGUUUCAGGUACCUCCCCAUUAGUAUACCUUCUUAUCUGCAGCUAAGAAGAAUUCGGGAAGACAUCCAAGCCAAGCUCAAGACAGAAGAAGUCAUCUUAUGUGAACCUGGAAAUGCCUAUUGCACGCCCAUUCGAGCUCGCAAAAUAGUUGCAGGAUUCAGAAAAAUAUUAGAAGCAGCAACCGGAGAAGGCCUGGAAAAGCCCAGUGCCCUGUGGUCUACUGGAGUAUUCAUAAUACACUCGUGCCUUGACGACAACUCGAGUUCUCUGGAAUUCUUGGGAGUGGGCUCUGUGCCCGAUGACUGGUACUCCACAUGUAUUCGAAGUACCCCUGGUUGGCUUGCCAAUCUCUCUCAAGAUUUAUAUGUGCAACUCCUUUGCUUUUUUGUUGAACAUUGGAACAGUGAAAUUCCAAGCUCUCUCCAACAAUUACCUAUUUUUAAGUAUGGCAAUUCCUCCUAUGGUGUAGGGUGGGCAAGUUUGUUGGAUAUGUCUUCUAAGGGAAGCAAAAUAUACUUUUCCUCGGAAGAAAGAGAGAUUGCAUGGUUGGCAAGGUGGAAUAAAGAGCUGGGAAAUGCUGCACAUUACAAAUUCAUGCCAAAUGCAACGCAGGUGGCCAUGAAGAAUUUGAGCCCUUAUGAACGGUCAAGAUUGCAGGAAUGGCUAGAUCGAUGUGCUAAGAUCACUCAACUUUCUGUUACAAGUUUUGGUAGGCAGCUUUUGGAUGAAGCUAAGGCAUCUACAAGUAAGGAAUUCCUGAUCCGUGUGGCUCACUUUUUUCAUUUUUCGUAUGUCAAUGACUAUAUGGAUUCAGCACAGAUGCUCACUUUGUGCAAAGAAUUGCCUCUAGUUAAUAGCUCGGGAUCCAUAAUAUUAGCAAGUAGUUGCAAAGCCAAACUUGUGCCUGCAUCUAUGGGCGAGUGGCACAAGCUGAUAGGAGACAAUCCAUGGGCUGCACAAGGGAUUGUUGCACUGUCAUCUGCUUACAUGAAAGCAAAUGCCAAUGCCAGUGGACUAAGAGGGGAAAGGGAAGAUGAACUUGACUUGUUUGUGAGAAAUAAGCUUGGAGCAGUGGACAUUCCCACGCUAAAACCCCUAAUGCUCCAUUGCCUGCACUUUUCUCUCCCAUUACAGAAGAUCAAGUUGUUCUGCUUUUAGAGUGGAUUCGCUAUUUGACUGAGGUCUGCCGUGAGUACCUGCCCAUCAGAUUCCAGACUAGUAUCAUUGAAGGAAAAUGGUUAAGAACCUACCGAGGGUAUGAGUCUCCAAAUAAAUCUUUUUUGUUCAAUAAUGAAUGGUCUUCGGCUGGUGUAGAGUUGAACGACCUUCCUUUUAUAGAUUGUAGUUUCUAUAGGAGGAACAUGAAUGAAUUCGAGAGUGUCCUCCAACGGAUUGGGGUGGUUGUUGAGUUUGGAAAUGGAUGUGAAGAAGUUGCCAGGACAGUCCAAACACACAGAGAUUUCAGAGUCAUAACAAGGCUUUACAAAUAUCUUCACCGUUUAAAGUGGCGGCCUAGUUACUCCAGCCCUCUCAAAAUUUGGAUUCCGCACAGUGGUGGGCUUGCAGGUGAGUGGAUGGAUUCAAAAAUGUGUGUAGUCCAUGAUGAUAAUGGCCUCUUCUCUGGCAGGCUACAAAUUCUGAAAAGGUAUUAUGAAGACACACUACUUCCCUUUUUUUCUAGCAAUCUUGGUGUGUCUCUACAUCCCAGGAAUGAGGACUACUGCAAUUUGUGGCUGGACUGGAUAAGAAGUAAUCAUGUAGUAACUGAGUGCGAAUGCUGUUCAGUUUGGAGGAAUAUUGUAAAGCACUGGACUCAAUCCCCUUCAGCUAUAAAAGGAAAGUUGGGAAAGCAAGGUCUAAAGUUUCCAGCACACACAAGCGGUGGAGAUAUCCAAUUAUGUUCGCCUAAUGAAACCUUUAUUCCGGAUGACCUUUUAUUGAAAGAGUUAUUCAGGAAAGUUUCAACAGAGAUCAAAUUUGCAUGGCAUCCUAACCCUUCAGAUCCCGAAAUACCAUUGGAUUUGUUGUUCUCAAUAUACGAGUCUCUUGGAGCUCGAAAAAUAUCACAAGCAGUAGAAAAAAAGGAGGUGUCUGUUUCAAGUGACAUCAGUUUGUGCAAGCUUCAAGCAGGAGAGGGUUUGUUCGGAAAAGGUCUGUACAUAAUUAUCCUUGGAUAUCUGGCAGAUCCAUCCUUCAAAUUGUCAGCAGAUGAAAGGCAUCAAAUUGUGAGAGCCCUUUUGGAAUCUUCAGCUUAUGAAGCCGCUCAAUCCUUAGGAGUUAUGUACACUUUGACAAUAACAACUGAAGAUGAUAAGACAGAGCACAUUAAAGUGACUGCACACUCUCCUGUGCGUUGGGAAAGAGAUAGCAAGAGGUUCUUGGUACAGAAAUCUGAUCCACAAUCACACGACCAAAAGGCAAAGGUGUCCAUUGCAACUGAAUUUGCUGAGGUAGUUUCAAAAGGUCUGUUAUCAGAACAUCCAGAACUUGUUGCAGGCUUAUGUGAGAUGGUGAGGUUUGGGUGCAUCUUAGGAUUUGACACUGAUGUAGUCAAUUAUAUGCUCCAGUAUAAAAAUCUCCAAAUUUUUAAAGAAGACGAGAGUUUCCUGUCAGAAUUUUUUCCCAUUGCAGACUAUCCUGGGCCAUAUCAGGGUUCUGGGCCAGCUAAGUCAGCAUGGCACUUCUCACCUGAUUUUGUACAAGGAUGGGAUAGUAGAUUGCAAAUGUUCAAGCAAGGAAUUGACAAUAUGGAAGAAUGUACGGUUACACCCAUUCCUUUGAAGACGAAGCUGGUGAGAAUGUUAUUCCCUUAAGAUAAAGAGCAGCCAGAAAGCAGUUCAGACCUGAAUCUCAUGAAGGUGACAGGGGAUGCCUGCCUUAAAAUGCUCACUGUUUCAGAAGUUGUGGGCGCCAACGCCAAUGAAAGCUGUCAAAUGAUGCCAUUUAAACUGGAAAAUUUACUGGGUGAUGAAGUUUUAGAAUUAGGGAAGUGCUUUGGCCCUCCCUCUUCUUCUGGUGAUGAAUGUGAUAUUGAGAUGGUGAGGGCCGUUGCAGGAGCAGCCACUUUGAAGUUCUUCGCACCCAAACUCUAAAUUUGCUGCCAACGUCUCUCCAUAUAAAACAUAACAAUAAAAGCUGUGUAAGCUAUUUUGCUUUAAAAAAUAUGUUGUGCAGAGGCAUAUAAACCUUCUCUUCAUAAUUUUACAGACUUGAAAAGUGUAUUUGCUUCAGAUUGAUACAAUACAGAUACUAGUGCCGUAUUUGCUAAA